GCGGAGAGAAAAAAAAGGUCGCUGUCGGUUUGGGCGCGCGGUUGUCAAGAUGGUGGUGCAGCACUUUUGUGGUUAGGCUGUCACGCGGGCGACGCCGACAUCAAUUAAUUAAAAACGCAUUUUUUUUCUUUUUCUAAAUUUUAUUGUUUACUAUUUUCUUUAAAACUGUGAAGCUUCUCUUUGAUUUUAAUCUUCAUAAAGUUCUGCACAUUUACGCGCUGGAACGCUCAACAAUGCCAAAUAUUAAGAUAUUCAGCGGUAGUUCUCAUCAGGAUCUUUCACAGAAAAUCGCUGACCGUCUGGGGCUGGAACUCGGAAAGGUGGUAACCAAAAAAUUCAGCAAUCAGGAGACAUGUGUUGAAAUCGGCGAAAGUGUGCGUGGGGAAGAUGUCUACAUUGUUCAGAGUGGUUGUGGUGAGAUCAACGAUAACUUGAUGGAGCUUUUGAUUAUGAUCAACGCUUGUAAAAUUGCAUCUGCUUCCCGUGUAACUGCUGUCAUCCCUUGUUUUCCAUAUGCUCGACAGGAUAAGAAGGACAAGGUGGGGAGCCGAGCCCCUAUUUCUGCCAAGCUUGUUGCAAAUAUGUUAUCUGUAUCUGGAGCUGAUCACAUCAUUACCAUGGACUUGCAUGCUUCUCAAAUACAAGGUUUUUUUGAUAUACCUGUUGAUAACCUUUAUGCAGAACCAGCUGUACUCAAGUGGAUUAAAGAAAAUAUUCCUGAAUGGAAGAACUGUACCAUCGUGUCCCCUGAUGCAGGUGGUGCAAAAAGGGUUACAUCUAUUGCUGAUCGCUUGAAUGUUGAUUUUGCUUUAAUACAUAAAGAAAGAAAGAAAGCUAAUGAAGUUGAUAGAAUGGUUUUAGUUGGUGAUGUGAAGGACCGUGUUGCAAUUCUAGUUGAUGACAUGGCUGAUACAUGUGGUACAAUCUGUCAUGCUGCUGACAAGUUGCUGUCAGCAGGAGCUACUAAAGUAUAUGCGAUUUUAACACAUGGUAUAUUUUCUGGUCCAGCCAUUUCGCGCAUCAACAAUGCUUGCUUUGAAGCGGUGGUUGUAACCAAUACUAUUCCUCAAGAAGACAAGAUGAAGCACUGUCCAAAAAUACAGGUGAUUGAUAUCUCCAUGAUUCUAGCAGAAGCCAUUCGCAGAACACAUAAUGGAGAGUCUGUCUCAUAUCUGUUCAGCCAUGUCCCGUUGUAACGCCCUGUAGUUUUAUGCAGCUUCAGCCAGUUUUACCAAAAAGUGAUAUAGACAUAGUCCUGGCUCCUUCCUUCAGUGUUGCUUCUUUGGCAUCAAAGCCACUGCUAAAAAAAAAAAAAUCACAUGCCCAAAGCUGAACUUUACAUGGGGUGAGCUUUAGCAGGUCUUCUAUACAUGGUUGUCAAAGAUUCACUCCCUGAUUGUAUAUUUUAGGAAGGGAUGGUGGGUGGGAGAGAAAAUAAUUAUUCUUAAUCUAUUGUGAAAUUCCAACAAUCAGUCUUCUGGUGCUGCUGUAUUUUGUCUGCCCCCUUUUUGUCAAAAGUAGGCCUGCUUCUGCAUUAAGAUGAAAAUAAUGAAAGCUGCUGCUACAAAUAUUUCUCUUGCAGAGAAUACAUAUAUGCUGCUUGUCUGUCUGGUAUCUUGCCCUUAUAGUACCAGGGAUCUUGGACAUUCUUUAAAGCGGAGAGAAAUUUUUCUGGAUUCUAAUAGAGAAGAAGAAAUGUUGUGGUGUUUUGUUUUUUUUUUUUUUUUUUUUAAAGAACUCAUCAAGACUUAUUACUUGGAGCAUUUAUCCCCAUCUUUGUUUUGUGCUGGUACUUAUAAAUUUACAGGAACAUUCUAGUAACUUUGCCAUUGACAAAUGUUUGACAUUACUUCUUUUUGGCUUUAAGUACAUGCAAAUUGUAAGUGGCGUUGUACAUCUCAAGCUUUAUUGAGAACUGUUAUAUUAAAAAAAAAAAAAAAAAGUCAGCAUUAAACUAAUGUUGAUCAAGAAAGAUCUGUGUUCAGUUAAAUAUUCUGAAACCCUCCUUGUUUAUCAUUGGCAGAUUUUCUGCACUUGGGUGACUCCAUCAAUCUUCUGUGUAUGUUUAAAAGCCAAAGAUUUUUUUUUUCUUGGCAAGAGUAUUGCAUUUUAUUUGCAUAUGUCAAUUUUAAAGAGACAUCGAGUCAGGGCUGAAUUAAUUUUUACAUAUUGUUCUGUAAUAAUAGAGUGUGUAGGAUAAUGUUAUGGAAGUCUGUUUUUCACGUAAAUAAAAUUGUUCAACAUUG
Messenger RNA from Polypterus senegalus (gray bichir), 2246 nucleotides. Its product is annotated as ribose-phosphate pyrophosphokinase 1. Gene Ontology annotation, cellular component: ribose phosphate diphosphokinase complex; cytoplasm. Gene Ontology annotation, biological process: 5-phosphoribose 1-diphosphate biosynthetic process; ribonucleoside monophosphate biosynthetic process; purine nucleotide biosynthetic process. The record is from RefSeq and is a predicted model, not a curated record. Gene Ontology annotation, molecular function: ribose phosphate diphosphokinase activity; ATP binding; magnesium ion binding. The coding region runs from base 234 to 1196 and encodes 320 amino acids. NCBI's taxonomy places the organism in Eukaryota, Metazoa, Chordata, Cladistia, Polypteriformes, Polypteridae. The transcript has 7 exons.